UUUUCAAUUCCGCUUCCAUCCGCGCAGCUGAGCAGCCGGCGGGGAACGCCCCCUCCGGUGCUCAGCUCGACAGUGGCUGGGAGGCGCAGGCAGCUCCCGGGUGCUGAUCCAAGAGGACUUAACAGACCUCGACCCCCGCGGGGCUGCCCGGUGGAAUCCGGGGAGUCUCUGGCUCUCCUGCCCUCGCCGAGAUGCACAACUCGUCGCUCUUGGAGCCCGGCGGGGGCAAUGCGUCCUGCGGCGACUUGGUUCAGGGCUGUCCCAACGGGUCGAACCCGGAGCCUCUGCCGCUGCCUCAGCCGCUGGCCGUGGCAGUGCCCGUCGUCUACGCGGUGAUCUGCGUGGUGGGACUGGCGGGCAACUCGGCGGUGCUCUACGUGCUCCUGCGCUCGCCGCGCAUGAAGACCGUCACCAACGUGUUCAUCCUCAACCUGGCGAUCGCCGACGAGCUCUUCACCCUCGUGCUGCCCAUCAACAUCGCGGACUUCCUGCUGAGGCGCUGGCCCUUCGGGGAGGUCAUGUGCAAGCUCAUUGUGGCCGUGGACCAGUACAACACCUUCUCUAGCCUCUACUUCCUCGCCGUCAUGAGCGCGGACCGCUACCUGGUGGUUCUGGCCACCGCCGAGUCCCGGCGAGUGUCCGGGCGCACGUACCGCGCUGCGCGUGCCGUCAGCCUGGCGGUGUGGGCGCUGGUGACCCUGGUGGUGCUGCCCUUUGUCGUCUUCGCUCAGCUGGACGAGGAGCAGGGCAGGCGCCAGUGCGUGCUGGUUUUCCCGGAGCCCGAGGCCUUCUGGUGGCGCGCCAGCCGUCUGUACACGCUGGUGCUGGGCUUCGCCAUCCCGGUGUCCGCCAUCUGCGCCCUCUACACCACCCUGCUGUGCCGGCUGCGUGCGAUCCAGCUGGACAGCCACGCCAAGGCCCUGGACCGUGCCAAGAAGCGCGUGACCCUGCUGGUGGCGGCCAUCCUGGCUGUGUGCCUCCUCUGCUGGACGCCUUACCACCUGAGCACCAUCGUGGCGCUCACCACCGACCUCCCGCAAACGCCCCUGGUCAUCGGAAUCUCUUACUUCAUCACCAGCCUGAGUUACGCCAACAGCUGCCUCAACCCCUUCCUCUACGCCUUCCUGGACGACAGCUUCCGCAGGAGCCUCCGGCAGCUGGUGUCCUGCCGCGCCGUCGCCUGAUACCCUCUCCAUCCGAGAGGGUGGAGCCUUGUUCACGGGAACCCCGGGAGCAGCCCCCGACUUCGUGAGGCCCCGUCCCGGCUUGCAGACCCGCAGGGCCUACCCAGAACUGAUCCCGGAGUUGCCCAGUCCCGAGGUGGGGCCAGGGAAUACCGAGCCGAGGACAGCUUGGGCCAGGACACCGCCCUGGCUUCCUCCUACAGCUGAGAGCAGGGCUUGACCCUUGACCUUAGGGUGAGUGGCAGGACA
Psammomys obesus (fat sand rat) is the source of this 1433-nucleotide messenger RNA. RefSeq names its product neuropeptides B and W receptor 1 (gene Npbwr1). The transcript has a single exon. The record is from RefSeq and is a predicted model, not a curated record. Gene Ontology annotation, biological process: neuropeptide signaling pathway. Gene Ontology annotation, cellular component: membrane; neuron projection. Gene Ontology annotation, molecular function: neuropeptide receptor activity; neuropeptide binding. The coding region runs from base 192 to 1184 and encodes 330 amino acids. NCBI's taxonomy places the organism in Eukaryota, Metazoa, Chordata, Mammalia, Rodentia, Muridae.